UUUUUGAUACAAAUACGACCAAAACGCUCACAAGAAGAAAAGUAGGAAGUAGAGUUCUAAUGUAAGCGUGCGCAGUAGAAAGUGCCUUAUAAACAUAAACGAAUAUUCUCAGUGUCUAUUAGCUGUGUGUUAAGGAUAUGGAUGACCUUGGUGCCGAAAUUGGGACUUGUAUUUCAGAAGACGAUACCUCUGUUGAUGAUGAACCGCGAAGUAAAAAGAGGCGAUUAUAUGUGCCUCUAUCAGCAGAGUGCUUCAAAAGAACUCCCAAGGAGACAGGAUUUCACCGAAGUGCUAGAGAGUGUCUAAGAAAGAUUCGGGAAGAUCUUUUACAACAUCGGUGGCAGGAAGCUGCUGAGUAUAUGAUUAGUUACUUCCAGACGCUGGAGGACACCACUGUAACCAAGCAGCUGUUGGCAUCUGAGAUUAUUUGGAGGUUAGGUACCGAGAUUCUCCAUCACCACCCUAACUCUAAUCCGGAAGAUUUCAAUUCUUUUUUAGAGCAGAUGAAAAAUAUUGGAGUGAAGAGUUACUUAAAGGUCUCUUUGGAACAUGCUUUCCAUCUGUUGUUGACUGGACAUUUUGAUGAGGCCAAACAACAGCUAUCGAUAGCUGAGAGCUGGAGGUAUGGGAGACAGUCUGCCUCUCAGGCAGACAAGAUGAAACUCAUCCAUGCCUAUAGGGGGUUCCUUGACUACUUCUCCUGGAUCUCUAAGAAGAACGCCACCUCAGGAGAUGAUGAUGCUGAUGUCGCUGACCAUAAAGAGAUGCACAACUACUUCCGGCAAGCAUCAGUUAAUCUUCAGGAGAUACUAAAGCAGCCAGGAGUGUGGGAUCCGUUUGUAAUAGGUUAUGUCAAUAUGCUAGAGUUCUACAAUGAUCAGGAUGGGGCCCUGAGUAUACUGAAAGAGUAUGCCUAUGACAACAGCUUCCCACCCAAUCCUAAUGCUCAUGUCUUCCUCUAUGACUUCUUAAAGAGGCACGACGCUCCAGAGAAGAAAUUGAUCAGGGUGCUUGAGGUUCUCCAGGCAUUGGUUCCUAGUCAUGAGCUGAUGUUGGAAUUAUGUUCUCUUUUGCUUAAGUCAGAUGAUGAAAAACACCUUGAAGAAGCAACAGGUGUAAUUUUUAGCCUUCUUGACUACAGCAGCUGGAAACAAAACCUAGAAGCAUGGACUUAUUUAAGAAACACUGUUAAAAUCCUUAAAAAGAAAAAACUGAUGCAUUUAAUCACCAAGGAGUGGGAGACUAGAAAAGACUGGUGGCCAGCCUUUCAUUUCAGAACACAUCACGCAAAGAUAGAUUUAGAAGAGAGCAAAGAACUGAUUACACUGAAAGCCAAGACUGCCUCACUUUUAAGUGGACACAAAUGCAUAUAUUGCAGAAAGAAACUUGAACUUUUUAAAGAGAGUAACGGACAUGCUAAAAAAGUGAGAAAUGUGGUGAAACGGACUGCAUCACCAAUAGCUUCACAGGAGGUGUCAAGAGGCCACUACUAGGGUGGAAAAGUCCUGUAUCAUUUCAGCUGCAGUUAAGUGUUAUUGAC
Messenger RNA from Scleropages formosus (Asian bonytongue), 1540 nucleotides. RefSeq names its product TATA box binding protein (TBP)-associated factor, RNA polymerase I, A (gene taf1a). The record is from RefSeq and is a predicted model, not a curated record. The coding region runs from base 138 to 1493 and encodes 451 amino acids. The transcript is spliced from 11 exons. NCBI's taxonomy places the organism in Eukaryota, Metazoa, Chordata, Actinopteri, Osteoglossiformes, Osteoglossidae. Gene Ontology annotation, cellular component: RNA polymerase I transcription regulator complex. Gene Ontology annotation, biological process: transcription by RNA polymerase I.